AUACAAAGAAAUAAGGCUCUACUGUUCACAAGAAUUCCAUACGAUCUGAAUAUCGACCAUAUUUACUAAUUCUCGAGAGCAUCGUGCUGUACUUGAAAAUAUCACCAGCAGAACUUUAGUUAGAAGAGAAAUAUUUUGUCGUUUAUAAAUGUUCAGAUUGAGAUAUUUUGAUAGCGAACGUGAUGUUGAAAUUGAGAUAGCCUGAUGUUUAAUAUAUUCAGACUAGUUUACCAAUACCAGUUAUCGCAUUGUAUAAUAACCAAACGCCGCUAAGACAUCCGAUAUAAGAAGUUAAAAACGCCGAUGUUUUAUUUUUUUCUGGCUCAAGUUUCACCAAAACUUAUCGGGAAUUCCCCAGUCACUGACCAUGUGUUUCCCGGUGUUUUGAGGCGGCACGUGUUUACGUCGGUCGUCAUUGCAAUGGACGAUUGCUUGUUUUUAAACAUUGAUAUUUUACAUUGAUAAGCAAAAACGCUUGCAAUAUAUGUACAACUGAAUACUAAAGUUUGGGGUGUUUUAUUGGCCAUUGGUGAGUUGAUCAGAAAUUUUUAACCCCUAUUCAAUAUCAGUAUAUAAAAGGUUUAUGUUGAGGUUUCACUCGAGACGGGUGGUCGCCUUGGGAUCGCCUAAACAUAGCUCCAUGCAAAGCAAUCUCAUUUUCUGUUCUUGUUUAGUUGUUUUUAUAAAGUUGGACAGCAAAUCCCUGGUGUAAUGUUUUACGUCGUCUCAGUAAGGUUGGGAACGUAACAUUGACAAAAGAGUACACGUUAAUUAUGCCAAUUACGGCGCGCCAAUUUCUCUCCAUUCGAUAUGGCUUGCUAUUAUUUCAGGCAUUAAUAUUCAUUAUUGAGGAUGGCGUCGUCUGAUAUCAAUGCUGGCGUCUGUUUAAUAAUUAAAAUUCUCAGUAGUUAUUUACUUGAACUGAAUGGAGUUAGUGGAUGGGACUUGACAUAUGUUUAUGAGAGGAAGGGGAAACUGAUAGUUCAGUAGUAUGUUAUUUCUGUACAUUUCUUAUAUUUAUUACAGUUUUAUAAACAGCUAGAUGUGAGAACUGAAUGAAGUAGUGUUGGAAUAUUUUUAUUUUGUCUCGCAAUUUAUCUGUGUACCAGACUAAUACAGGAAUAUAUAUUAUCAAAGGUUAACUUCCAUUCAAAAACUUUGACAAUGGAGAAAACUGGAAAAUUACUUUUAUUAAUUUGGCUAGUAAAUACUAUUUAUAAAUUUAAUUAAUUUAUGGUGUAUUUUUUUCUAGGCCAUCCUUGAUAUAGGUUUUAAAUAUGUAAUUAUAUGGCAUGCUCUUAAUAACACGUUAUUACAAGUUUGAAUUGAUUAGGUUUCUGUAGGAAAUGUCAUGAUAAUUAUAAUGAAAUAGAAAAUGAUUGUGAAUUCAUUAGCAUUUAUGAUGCUAAGGCUAGCUAUGAAUAAUUGUGGUAUGGCUGUAUGGUGUUAGUCAGAGGGCAUUUGACUCAUAUUUAGUCUCUAAAUUUUAAUAUAAAUGUACAAAUAAAUUUGGAAAAAAAAUGAUAGAUUUUUAUUUAUAAAUUUGGUAAAUAGUACUAUAUACUUUAUUAUAUAUUUUAGAGUGCAAAAAAGAACGUUCAUUCUCAUCUUCUGAUAAUUCACUCAUAAAAAUACUAAUUAUGAUUGUUAAAAAGGUUUCUUUUUAUUUUAUUAUAAUCAGAUCUGUUUAGAGUUAUGCUUCGUCAAAUUUGAUUUGAAUCGUGACCUGAAUACAAACUAAGCAAAUCUUUCAAUAAAACAGUACUGAAAUUUACUGAUUUUUUCACAAGCCCUUUUGCAUAUUAUCGUAGUUUCAAAUAAUGCACUUUCUAUGUUUUUCAUAUACUAAUUUUGUUUGUGUAUAGUUCAUUUCUCAAUUCAUAAAUUGUCAACGAAUUGCUGACGUAAGUAUAUAAUUUGCAUUUAUAGUAAUUUGUCAUCAAUAUAAACUUUUUAUGAUUAUGUUUUUUGCUCUGCUAAUUACACUUGCCAAAAAUAGUAUCCCUUCAUACAAACAUACAUAAAAUUAAAUCAUGGAAUGGGAAUAGGUAUUAUUGAUUACUAAAAUAUACGAUUAUGUUUUUCUGUUGAUUAUCUUAUUGUGUUGUUUUGAUAUUAUGGAAUUCUCUCAUAAUGAUUUGCUUAUUGGUAAUACUUUCAUAAUUAGGUUUGAUUAACUUUAUCAUAUUUAAUUUUGUAUUUUGUGAUAAUAGAUUACCGGUGCUAUAUAAAUUAGAGAUCUGAUUAUGAUAAUAAAAGAAUUUUACGCUUCAGUAUCAGAAAAUUAAUCUUGUUUUGAUGAUAUAAUCAAAAACCUAUUAUUUAUUUGUAUGUAAAAUAUGAAUAGUUUUGUUUACAUUGAUUAGCUAAUUUCUUAUAAUCUAACUGAUUUAUAUAUGCUUCAAAUAUGUUUACAUGAAGUGACAUAACUAUCACUUUUUCCCUUCUUUUCUCACUUCUGCAAUGUGAACUAUUCAGGAAGUAUUUCUCCCUUAUAUACAUGAGCUGAAGAUGUUAAUUGCUGUUAGGCAGGAAAUAUAUAUGGCUCAUAAACGAAAUAUAUAGUACUGGUUUAAUAUAAAUAUGUUCUUAAUCUCGUUAACUCAUUCAGUUUACUAAUUUGGUUUAUUGUUUUGGAUUGAGAUUUGUAUUGUCAAUUAUUAAUUAUUGUUUGGAUCAGUGGCCGAAACAAUUCUUGCCUUGUUUAUUUAUUUUUUCAUUUCAAAUAUUAUUAUGUAGUAGUAAGCUAUUAGUAAAGUGCCAAUGCUGCUAUUUCAUGUUCCAUUUAAUACUAGGUCAAAUUGUAGCAAAUUGUAAAGACUCAAGCAACACUAUAAAAUCAUACAAAUUCCAUGCAUCUGAAUCCAAUAACUAGUUAACUAAUCCAAUAAAUGACAUAGCCGCAUGAGAGUCUGUGGUUAGUCAUGUAUAGGGGUGGGCGUUUCGAAUCGAAUAGUAAAUUAUUCGAAUCGGUUCAGAGCUAAACCUCGAAUCGCCGCCAUCUUGUUUUUAUCUUUCCGCUAAUGGUCGAGGUGAAUUCCCCAAGUUUUUUUUCAUUGGAGUCAUAUUUUUUCAACGAAAUUCUAACAUAUGACUAUUUCCUGUAGUGAGGUAUUCUGUGUGAACGCUCAGUAAUCUAUCUGAGUGAUUUAUUCUAUGUCUCCAGUAAUUCCUUGGUUGAGGGAACCAAUUACUAUAAUAAAGUCGCUUACAAUUAUAUAUUUUCAAGUAUUCGAGAUUCGAUUCGAAAAAAUUAUUCGAUUCGAUUCUGAAAUCACAAGGUAUUCGAAAAUGCCCAGCCCUAGUCAUGUAAUUAAGCUGAAAUAACGACUUUUCUUUUUCCAUUCCUAUCUUACUUUUAUUUUAUAUUUUCAUGUGCAGUUUUUUUGAAAGUAGAACUGGUAACGAUAUCUUUAAUACUGUGAUAGGUUCGUGUAGCACCUUCUUGUUUGUUGUUUGGAGUUGCUGUUUGGAACUGUAACAGCACAAGAUUUAGAAAUGGCCAACUUGAAUGAUUUGGAUGAGCAUGUGGAUGUACCAGACUUUCUUCAAAAGGGAGCUUAUUUUCAACUAUGCCAAGAUGUAUUUACAUCAGGACUUCAAUCUCUUCAACGCUGUUUGAUCAAGGUUGAUCAACAUGGAUUCUUUUUGAUAUGGAGAAAUCAGGAACAGGAAGCUCAAUUGCUGGACUGCAGCCAAAUCAGAGAAAUUUGUAAUAACGGCUACCAGGUGAAGGAUCAGAAAGCUUAUACUUUGCUGGAAUCCCAAGUCAGAGAUGGAACAGUCAGUGAUAGAUUGGUGGUUAUUGUAUGUGGAGCUGAUAUGGUCAAUUAUUCCACGUUUCAAUUCUUGGCUGAAGAUGCAGCAACGUCAAAGAAAUGGAUUGCUGGACUUCGUAAACUUAUUCAUAACCCUUUACAAAGAAAUAUAUCAUUUGCGAUGGCUUUGAAAAAAAGUUGGAUGAAAUUAUGUUUCUCUGCAAACAAGAAUGAAAAAAUAUCUGUAAAAAGUAUUGCAAGACCAUUUUCCUCAGGAAGAAAUUCAAAGGCUGCUUUCAUUGCUUUGAAAGAAAUGGGAUUUCCAAAUACAAAAAAUGACUUAAUCGAUUUGAAAGAAUUUACAUUCGAGAAAUAUUAUCAACUUUAUAAACAAUCAUGCAACAGAACUGAUCUUUCACAAGUCUUCAAUAAUUUAAUCGGUGGAGCUAGAUGUAGUUAUGUUGAAAUUGGAUCACUAGCUCAGUGGAUGAAUUCUCAUCAAAGAGAUCCAAGACUCAACGAAAUAUUGGAUCCAAUGUAUGACCAUAAAAGAACGAAACGAUUAAUUAAAAAACAUGAACCUGAUCCUGAGCUGGCUAGAAAAGGUCGACUGACCCUAGAAGGUUUCAGUCGUUAUCUUUCUGGUCUCGAAAAUUCAUCUGUGUUCCGAGAUAGAUUGACUGUAUUCGAAGACAUGGAUCAACCACUGUGUCAUUAUUCAAUUAAUUCAUCUCAUAAUACUUACCUCAAUGGUCGACAAUUUAUCGGGGAUUCUUCCGUCGAUAUGUACAGACAAGUCCUAUUAUCUGGGUGCAGAUGUAUUGAACUUGACUGUUGGGACGGAAAAGGUGAAAAUCAAGGUGAACCUAUUGUAACUCACGGAAAAGCAAUGUGCACGGAUGUUAAUUUUAUUGACGUUAUUCAUGCAAUUAACGAAACAGCAUUUGUAGUUUCCGAUUAUCCUGUCAUCUUAUCAUUUGAGAAUCAUUGCAGCAAACCUCAACAGCUCCAACUGGCAAAAUAUUGCGAAGAAGUAUUCGGUGAUAAAUUGCUUCGGAAACCAUUGGAGGAUUGUCCGCUUGAUCCUGGCAUUCAACUUCCUUCACCAAAUGCUUUGAAAGGCAAAAUUAUAAUCAAAAACAAACGACUAAAAACUGAUGUAGAGAAAGCUCAACUUGAACGUUACUACAAACAUGAAGAAGUUUUGGAAGACGAGGAAGAACAAAGUCAAGUUCAAGAGGAAGAUUCUUCAUCAAUUGAAGAAGCUCAUCCUGAACUGGCAAGACUUAAAUCCAAUCAGAGUUAUGAUGAAAAUCAAAGUGAUGCCGCUAGUCUUAGUGUCGUGGAAGAGAAAUCAGAAGUUGAAAAAUCUGACAUUGAAAUUCAAAAAACACCGGUGACUGAAAGUCUCUCAAAAGGAGAUGGACAGGGAGCAAAGAAAGAUACAACAAUUACAAAAUCAGGAAAAUCCAAAUCAAAAAAGGGACAACCAUUAACAGAAGAAGAUGAAAAAGAAUUGUUAAGAAAUUAUAAAUACGUUGAAACAUCGGCUACAAAUAUUCAUCCUGUGUUGUCUUCAUUCAUCAAUUAUUGCCAAUCCGUUAAAUUUCAAGGGUUCGAGUAUGCUGAAGAGCAAAAGCUCUCCUAUCAAAUGUCUUCAUUCAGUGAAUCUGUUGGGAUUGGACUUUUAAAAACUAGUGCUAUCGAAUUUGUGAAUUACAACAAGCGUCAGCUUAGUCGUAUUUAUCCUCGGGGAAAUCGAGUCGAUUCCAGUAACUAUAUGCCGCAGGUUUUCUGGAACGCCGGAUGCCAGAUGGUGUCUCUUAAUUUUCAAACGUCAGAUCUGAACAUGCAGUUGAAUCAAGGAAGAUUUGAAUUCAAUGGAAUGUGUGGUUAUCUGCUCAAACCUGAAUUCAUGAGACGAGAUGACAGAGUUUUUGAUCCAUUUUCUGAAUCUCCUGUUGAUGGUGUUAUUGCUGCUCAUUGUUCAGUAGAGGUGAUUGCUGGGAUGUUCCUUUCAGACAAACAAAUUGGAACUUAUGUUGAAGUUGAUAUGUAUGGGCUUCCUACUGAUACAAUUAGAAAAGAACAUAGAACUAAGCUCGUUCCCAGCAAUGGACUUGAUCCUGUCUACAAUUCACCACCAUUUGUCUUCAGAAAAGUUGUUCUACCGACUCUUGCUUUGAUAAGAUUUGCUGUUCAUGAUGAAAGCGGGAAGCUCAUCGGCCAGAGAGUGAUUCCACUAGAAGCUUUACAAUGUGGAUAUCGAUACAUUGCACUACGAUCUGCUGGUGGACAAAUGCUUGAUCCUGCUUCUUUAUUUGUUAACAUUGUAUUGAAGAGUUAUGUUCCUGACAAAUACAUAAAUUUUGUGGAUGCUGUUUCUAAUCCGAAAAGAUAUUUGUCGUUAGCUGAAGAGCGAGCAACCUCAAUGAGAAACAUGGGAAUUGAUGAGGAUGAUCUGAAUGACAGUAAUGGCAAAUUAACUGAACGAUUAUCUGCUACAAGCGGAGGAAUGGCCUCGAGAGAAGCAUCUAAACACAAACAUGUCUCUCAGUCUGACUCAGAGAAAAAACUUUCAUUUCAUACCUCUCGUUCUGAUUCAGGUUUUACGAAUAUUGCAACACGCAGAACAUCGGAAAAUAACGGUUCAGAGACUAGAACCAGAAGUCUUUAUCUUUCUUCCACUGGUCAAUCUCAACAACAACCUGUUAAUGAUUUGAUGCAAAGAACUCCAGUAACUGUAGAAAUGUUGAAACAAGAUGCUGCUUAUUUGAAACUCGUUGCUUCUCAGACGAAGGAAAUUCAACGUUUGAAAAACAAAAUGAUGAAGGAAUGUCAGACAUUUGAAAAGAAACACAAAGAAAAGUUGAAUGAAAUGCUUAUAUCAUUAGAAAACAGUGAUCGAGUGCGAUCCAACUCUUUGUGUUGUUUUGCACCAAAAUUACGAGCUGGUAUUCUGAGUGAAGAAGAUUUUAAAACUCGAUUGAAUGCAUUACACAGCGAAGAUCGAGAGAAGGUUCUCAGUUUUCAAAAAAGUCAGAAAGAAGUUGAAACAUCUUGCAUAAAGACUUAUAAGGAUACAUUGUCUCGUAUUAACGAACAUCAUCAAAAACAACAGAUUGAGGCACUUGAACUAGCAUUGAAAAUAACUCACCAAAAUGCGCUUGAAACAUUGAAAGAAGCUCAAGAGAAAGAAAUGAGUGACCUUGCUCAGCGUCAAACCAAAAGUUCAAUGCAUAAUACAAGAGAAAUUAGUUCCAACAAAACUAUAAAGAAAGCUGAAAAAGAUCGUCAGAUCAGAGAAAUAAGCAGCACCAAUGCGAAGAAGUUUGUAGAAGAGAGACAAAUGUUGUCUUUGAAACACACUCGACAGUUUCAAAAAAUUCAGUCUCAACAAGAUGGUGAAGUGGAAGCAGUCAAGAAUGCUAUUAAAAGUUUCGUUGCAACUGAAAUUAAAGAACGACAUUGUGACUUGGAAAAUGGAAACCACGAAAGAGUGAAACAACCGCUUGUAGCUGCUUUGUCAGAUAAUGUUUUUGAAUCAACAAAUUGCAGUGCCAUUGUAGAGUGAUGUCAUUAUUAUUAUAUUUUUUUCAUCGUCUUCAAUUUAAUUUAGUUUUUAAUCACUUCAGUUUUGACUAAUAAUUCAAAGUUUUGUAAGGAGAAGACAUGCUGUUAACUCAACUGAAAGAUUUUAAUUUUUGGUAAUGGUUAAAACGUUAAUUCUAUCACUUGUCUGUAUCAAAAAGAAAUGUACAUUAGUCAUUGUGGACGCAUUGGCAUAGUGACUAAAGCGUUAGACUUAACUAUGAUAGCAUCGCAGGCUGAAAUCUGGGGUUCAUAUAUGUGAAGUGGGCGAAACAAAUUAGUUACCUCCAUAUUGGUACACAUACUUCUGGAGCGCCCAUCUUUAUAUAUAGAAUCAAAAUUAACAAUUCAAUAUAAUCAAGGUUUGAAACAGAAAUAUACCCUAUCUCUCCAUAUUAUUUCACACCCAAAACUUUUAUUUCACUUUGCACUGUGCUCAAUGAAUACUUUUUUCCCUCUUUCUGGAAGCCAUUACCAUAUGAGCUAAUAAAUCUCAAUAACAAAAAACUCAUUUUUGCUUACAAGUUUGAUAUAAAGAUAAAAAUAUUAACACCAUGUAAAAAACUUCAAAUAACUCAUGAUAAACGUACUACACAUCAUUUUAUGGUGAUAUAUAUAUCCAAGAGAUUUAAAUUUAAGUGUUACAUUGACUUUGUUUAUCAUCGCUUUUUACUUUUUGUAUUUUUCCAUUCAGCACCUAUCACUUCCUUGAUAACCUGUGGUGCUAUGGCUUUUCUUUUUUAAUCGUUUAGCUAUGAUAUUAGUUUUUCAAAAACGACGAUCAUGAUGGAAAUGGGCUUCCUUACAUACAUACAGAAGGCUUUUCUAAAAAAUGAAAAUAAAUUCUCAUAAAUUCAUACCCUACCAUUUCAUGUGAAAAAUUAACCCUUUGAUUGCCAGUGAAUAAAAAAUAUAGUCAUUAUAAAUUCAUAUCCUCCUAUUUCAUUGGAAAAUUAAUUUUUCGAUCGCCAGUGAAACAACUUCUUUAUUAAAAUUAGUUAAUGUUGGUUUACAUUGUACCUGUUCUAUGUACCUGUAUAUUACAUUUUUCAACCCUGUGUGAUUUUUAAAUCAAUUAUCUAUUUUAGUCUUCACUUAUAUGGUACUGUUAUUUUCGUCCACUGUAUGUAGUAGUACAGCAUGUGUUCUGUGUUCCUUCAUUUUUCUACUUUUAUCAUGCAUCCGAUACCAUUCUGUAAUAAAUAUUAUUCCCAGAGCUUUCAUCAGUCCAGAACUAAAAAUAAUCACAGCUGUAAAAAUACGUAAGUUGCCUCAAAUACAUUCAUCAAAGCUAACGAAUUGCUGCAACAACUAACGGUACUUGCUUCAACAUUUCAUUGCAACCCAAGGGGUGAUCAUCACCUUGGCAGAAAAAAAUACUGAAGCAUAGCCCUCAAAUGAACUUACAUUUAAAACAUCCCACCGUCAUCAAAUGCCAAUUUUGUUUUUUAACACUGACGUUGUGUUGAUAUAUUUGAGUAAAAAAGAGGAAAAUUUUAAUAAUAAGGAUGUUUUGGAACCAUGCAUACUCUCAAUCUGCGUAAUAAGGUUGCACAAAUUCAUUUUUGAAUAUGAAAUUUAGUUUUAGGUGUUCCUAUACUUUACCAAUAGUAGUACACAAGGCUGCAGUUUUUAUGUAAUUAAAUUAUUCAACUUCAGUCUAAUAAUAAUGUAAUAUUCUGUUAUCUUAUCUUCAAAAGUCUGCUAUCUGGUUGGUCCAGAUUUGUUUUGGGGGUAAAUUAUUUCUUGGUAUUAGAGUAGAGACUGUAGCGAACCAUAUGGUAAUUUUCUCUAUUUAAGCAUUUCCUAUUGUAAUUUAGUUCAUGACUUAAAACAUAAAAGUUUGUCAUGUAUGCAACAAAAAUAUAAUGAGCAAUCCAUUGUGUAGGUAGACAUUUUAAAAUACCAAAUUCAUUGAAUAAUCGCCAGAAAAAAAUUUAUAAAACUGCCACAAAGUUUGAAAACUGUAAAACUAUCGCUGAUGCGCAGCAGUUUAAUCAAAUUGGGAUUAUAAAAUAAAUCAUUACUGCGUCUAUCAAUCGACUAACGACUCUCCAAAGGUUUUUUUUCUAUUCCUAUUUUCUGCACAUCCAAUCACCUGUGAAUUAUAACAUGAUUUAUUCAUUUGAAAUAAUAUUUUAAUAAUUUGUUUUUGAAAUUCUCAUCUGUGAACAUAGUAAUUAUAUUGCUUAAAUAUUUUUGUUUUCAUUUGGUACACCAAUAAAAAAAUGUCUUUCAGGA
Molecule: messenger RNA, 9590 nt
Organism: Styela clava
Lineage: Eukaryota; Metazoa; Chordata; Ascidiacea; Stolidobranchia; Styelidae
Product: 1-phosphatidylinositol 4,5-bisphosphate phosphodiesterase beta-4-like
Biological process (GO): phosphatidylinositol metabolic process; phosphatidylinositol-mediated signaling; release of sequestered calcium ion into cytosol
Molecular function (GO): phosphatidylinositol-4,5-bisphosphate phospholipase C activity; calcium ion binding
Source: RefSeq, a predicted model, not a curated record